CCGGUUGCGCUACUAUGGUACGUCAGCUUGGUGCUGGUACCUAAGAACUUUGCCACGUAUUGCAACCAGUGGGCUAAGACGCACCCGGACGAGGUGAAGCGCUUAAAUUGAGCUUACUUCAUUGAUGCAAUGAGACUGUGUUGCGUAGCAAGCUGCGAGCAGGACGUGUACUUUGUAUUUGUAGGCUCUUUGAGGGCACGCUUUUCCGCGCCCAUGUGGUUUGCCAUCCUCAUCACUGUGCUGGCAGCUGCGGGAAACAACAUCGGAAAGGUCCUACAAAAGCAGGCAACACGGACGCUGCCGCGGCUGGUGCUCAAUCGCACCACGCUUCUGCUGUACCUCCGCUCCGGGCUAUGGCUUACCGGCAUGCUCACUGACCUGGGCGGAGCCCUCCUCAUGAUCGUCGCCUUCGCUAACGCGCCGGUGUCCGUGGUUCAGCCCGUGUCCGGGGUGGGUCUCGUCAUACUGCUCAUCUUCUCCCACUUCUACCUCAAGGCUUCGAAUGUUGGUGGCGACAUUCCGCACACUCGGGCUCUCAGGUCCACCAUCACCACCACCACCACCAUCAUGCUAGGAGGUGGCGGCGGUGGUGGUGGUGGCGGCGGCGGCAGCGGCGCAUCCGCCGGCGGCGGCGGUGGUACUGCCGCUGCCGCGGCGGCCGACGCGGUGCUUUGCGGCUUAGAGGCAGGGGCGUGUUUUGGCUUCUCUGCGGCGGCGUGUCGUACCGCCGCCUCUGUGGGCCUUACCAGCACCGGCUUCCUGCUUCAGACCCGGGGGCUCAAGGCGGGGAACACCGUGGUGGUGUGUGUGGCGGCAGCGACCUCCUCCAUGAUAUGCGGGGUGCUGGCAGGCAUGGUGGCACUGGAUGAGAAGCUGCCCACGGGACAUGGAAUGAAGGUUGUUCGUCUGGCCAGCUGGUUAUGCAUCCUGCUGGGGGUGAGCUGCCUGGCCGGGGGGACGGAGGCCCUGGCCUCUACUGCCUGCGCUGUAGCUGCCUGCCUGCCGCCCUGGCUCAGGCGGCUACUGCCCAGGCACCUGGCUGUCAGUGUGAGCCGCCUGCAGAAGAAGCGCGCGGUGGCGGGCAUGGGGCCUGGGGGCGGGGGCGGAGGUUUGGAGGAGGGGGAUGAUAUGGACGUGGUUUAG
Molecule: messenger RNA, 1143 nt
Organism: Volvox carteri f. nagariensis
Lineage: Eukaryota; Viridiplantae; Chlorophyta; Chlorophyceae; Chlamydomonadales; Volvocaceae
Exons: 7
Coding region: 130-1143 (337 amino acids)
Biological process (GO): magnesium ion transport
Cellular component (GO): membrane
Molecular function (GO): magnesium ion transmembrane transporter activity
Source: RefSeq, a predicted model, not a curated record